AUGCUCAUUGACUCUUACUACUUGGUUGCCUCAAGUGUUGCAGCGCUCAUUGCACGAUUCAUAACAUACCCACUUGAUACCAUAAAGACUCGAGUUCAAACUAGAACCAAGAAACAUCACACAGAGUACAUACCAGUACCUACAACCACAGCUGUACCAGUUACUGACAGUUCUACCAUUCGCUGGCAAUCCUUCCGAUCGCUAUUUGAUGGCAUAGGUAUUACUUUACUUUUUUCUGUACCAGCUCUCACUGUUUACCUCACUUGUUACGAGUUCAUCAAGACUUGGCUUGAUUCUCAAUACGGCGUAACAAGUGUAUCCUGGUUACAAAGAGAUUCUUUGUUGAAUCAUGCUAUUUCAGGCUGUUUUGCUGAGUUGUCCGCGGGUAUUUUUUUUACGCCCAUGGAAGUGAUUAAGAGCCAGUUGCAAAUGCUAUCUGCCGUCAACACCAACCACCAUCAUUAUUCUUCCUUCGACAACAGUCCUCAUUCAAACAGUUAUAGAAGGCGAGUCACCACGUUAUCUUUAGCUAAAACAAUUGCAGUAACCGAAGGGUUAGUAGGGUUUUACCGUGGUUACUGGAUUACAAUUGCUGUCUUUUUACCUCACUCGGUUACUUACUUCAUCGUUUACGAAAAGCUAAAAUUUAUAUUUUGGUCUAACCCCGAAGAUCAGACAUUUGCUGUUUAUAUACUAUGUUCUGCCAUAGCGGCUGCCAUGGGAGUGCUUAUUUCAACGCCGCUUGAUAUUAUUAAAACGCGCUGGCAAGUAUCUUCUCAAGAGCAGUCAUAUCAAGGUGGCCCAUUUCAAAUUGCUAAGCAGUUAUACCAGCUUGAGGGUGGUUGGAAGGCUUUCACUCAAGGCAUGGGCGUGCGUAUUUUAUGGGGAAUACCAGCGACAACCAUCAAUAUGUCUAUAUUCGAAUGGCUCAUGAAAUUACAUAAUGAGCAAUAG
This is a messenger RNA of Mycotypha africana, 954 nucleotides long. Its product is annotated as mitochondrial carrier domain-containing protein. The record is from RefSeq and is a predicted model, not a curated record. Lineage: Eukaryota; Fungi; Mucoromycota; Mucoromycetes; Mucorales; Mycotyphaceae. Gene Ontology annotation, biological process: transmembrane transport. Bases 1 to 954 code for a protein of 317 amino acids. The transcript is spliced from 2 exons.